This is a messenger RNA of Suillus plorans, 1008 nucleotides long. Its product is annotated as Per1-like protein. NCBI's taxonomy places the organism in Eukaryota, Fungi, Basidiomycota, Agaricomycetes, Boletales, Suillaceae. The record is from RefSeq and is a predicted model, not a curated record. Gene Ontology annotation, cellular component: endoplasmic reticulum membrane. Gene Ontology annotation, molecular function: hydrolase activity, acting on ester bonds. Gene Ontology annotation, biological process: GPI anchor biosynthetic process. Bases 1 to 1008 code for a protein of 335 amino acids. The transcript is spliced from 2 exons.
AUGUUGCUCGCGUAUCGCUGGGUGUUGGCAACCCUUCCAUUUCUCGUUUUUGUCCUUGCUUCCUCCGGCGACAGAGCAUCAAACUUUCAGAACUGCGUCUCUGCAUGUUAUGGAGACCGUUGCCAUCCUCAGACGACGCUUUCACGUGGCCUCAGACUGACGCGUUGGACGUGUACAGACGACUGCAAGUACCAGUGCAUGCAUAUGCUCACAGAUAUCGCAAUCCGUGAAGGUUCGAAGAUACAUCAAUAUUACGGAAAGUGGCCCUUUUGGCGGCUCUUCGGAAUGCAAGAGCCAGCCUCUGUCGCGUUCUCACUGUGGAAUAUGUACUAUCAUAUCCAAGGAUGGCGCCAGCUUCGCAGCAAAAUACCAAGUGACCACCCGAUGCGAUCUUACUACUUAACAUGCGCCAUAGUGAGCGUUAAUGCCUGGCUCUGGUCCGCAGUGUUUCACACAAGAGAUUUGCCAAACACAGAAAAACUGGAUUACUUCUCUGCUGCUCUCGUCAUUUUAUAUUCCCUGUAUCACACGGUUUUACGGCUCUUCAAUCAAUACCCCACCCGUUCGCGUGAGGAUGGCCGUAUCCAGCGCACCCCCAUAUACCUUCUAUGGUCGUCCAUUUGUACUGUAGCUUACCUUGCCCAUGUCACCUAUCUCAGCAUUCUGCCACGGUUUGACUACAGCUAUAAUAUGGCGUUCAACCUUACUGUUGGCUUCACGCAUAAUCUGCUGUGGCUGCUAUAUUCCCUUCCCGUAUCGUUACCCCUCAUUCGACGCUUUCCUUUCAAAUCAAAAACUUACAGACCAUCAUACGCAUCUGAGGUAGCAGUCUUUGUUGCUCUUACGACGGCUGCAACUGCUCUAGAGCUCCUCGACUUCCCUCCCUGGGGUCGCAUCAUCGAUGCUCAUGCCUUGUGGCACCUCAGUACUGCCCCUAUCACAAAGUUCUGGUAUGACUUCCUGAUCAAAGAUUCGUUGGAUGAUGGAUGGAGGGAACCAAAAAGGUGA